Pistacia vera is the source of this 1505-nucleotide messenger RNA. RefSeq lists its product as uncharacterized. The coding region runs from base 152 to 1171 and encodes 339 amino acids. The record is from RefSeq and is a predicted model, not a curated record. NCBI's taxonomy places the organism in Eukaryota, Viridiplantae, Streptophyta, Magnoliopsida, Sapindales, Anacardiaceae. Gene Ontology annotation, molecular function: peptidyl-prolyl cis-trans isomerase activity. The transcript has 5 exons. Gene Ontology annotation, biological process: protein peptidyl-prolyl isomerization.
AACCGUCAACUAUCUGUAUAAUAUUUCAUUAAUAGUCUUCAAUGAUUACUCUUCCUCACAUUCUUUCCAUCCAGUAUAUUACCAGUCAACAUCCCAUCAAAAGAUCCAAAUUCCCAUCUGGGUUUUUCUCUUUACACCAAUUCCACCUUAAAUGGGUCGCAAACCAAACGAACCUGAAGCCCCCCGUUUCACCUCUCCCAUUCUCCUUUCCUUGGGCUUGAUCUCCUGCGCUGUAGUCUACACAUUCCUCUCUUUUAUCACCAAAUCAAAUGACGCCUCUUUGAAUGCGGACCUCGAGUCUUUAACGUCUGUGAAAGGUAGUGAAUUUGGUGAGUGUUGUCAAGGGAUUGAGAAUUUGGAGCUUUGGGGCAGUGCUGUGAAGUGGGGGUCUGAGUUUAAGUUUAAUAGUUCUAAAGAAUGUUGUGAGGCUUGUAAGGCCAUGUGCACCGGCAAUGAUGGCCCUUGCUUGUGUGAUACUUGGGUGUUUUGUGGGAACAGGGAUGUUUGUGGAUCAAGAUUCGGUGAGUGCUGGUUGAAGAAACAAAAAGAUGUCCUGGCCCCUGAUCGGCAAGAAGCAGGGAAAACAGUUAUGUGGGCUUCUGGGCUCAUCUAUGGAAAAGGAGAGGGAAUUAUUGGCUUGGAAACAGAUUAUGGAACUCUGCAUAUAAAACUUCUCCCUGAGUGUGCCCCACAUUCUGUAGCCUACAUUCUUGAGUUGUUGACAUUACGCCAUUGUGCGGGUUGCCAGUUUCAUCGUGGAGAGAGUCGCAGUGAAUCUUGGGAUGUAGAAGGAAACCACAUAAACAAUGCUCCUUUUGGCCCUCCGUUUGCAUUGAUUCAAGGAACACUGGAAGCUCAAGGAAUCACUUUUAAGGAGAUUCCAACGGAAGUGUGUCCUUUGAUCAGUAGAGGUUCAGUUGCAUGGGUCGGUUCAGGUCCGGAAUUUUUUAUAAGCCUAGCAAACCACCAAGAGUGGAAAAAUUCGUACAGUGUGUUUGGUUCUGUUCUUCCAGAAGACAUGGGAAUUGCAGAGAAAAUUGCGCUUCUGCCCACCAAAUCAGAUGUUUGGAAUGGUAUAAAUGUGACUGUAUUGAAAAAACCUGUUGCCUUGAAGUUGAGAAGAAUGAAGCCAAGUCUUGGAGAUCUAAAUUCAAAUAGGAAAUCAGAGUAAACGUUUUGUUUUCCUAAGGAAGACAAAUGAAACCAGAGAGAGAGAUUGUAGUUUUUCCUUCUAAUGAGUUCAAGUGAUGGAUGGAGUUGUUUAUACAAAUGUGAAAUAAGAGUGAAGUUAAAUUCUUUCAUCUUUUGGUUACAUGUUUAUAUCACACUGCUCCGAAUUUCCAGAAUUUUUGCUUAUUUCUCCUAUUUUCUGUUUCAUCUGAAUAACAUUACCUUCAGAGAACAGAAAAGGAUAUAGUAACUCUGCAUAAAUUUUCUAAAUACUUCUUAUGAUAGAGUUUCAAGUGUUGUAAUAUAUUGAUGUACGGGCGUUGUGGUUGAUAUUU